UCCGGGUGCAUGUAUUAGAUAAAUGUCGGGAUGGUAGAGCGGAUCGCGUCGUGAGCACAAUUUGUCGGUAGGUGUGCGGACGGGGUGACAAAAAUCAGGCCCAGGUGGAACCUAGCAACGCAAUACGCGUGUGGACGCGAGGCUCGUCGCAGGAGGACCUGUAGCGCGCAGAAUUGUCGCCAGGAUGAAUGCCGUAACUAAAGCAUGAAUCUCGUGCCAUUGGCCACCUUCUCCUGAUUCGUCAAGACCCCAACUGAUUGGCUUGGCCACGUCGGUUUCAGCUGCACGUCCUUAAAUCGUCCUCGUGCAAUGCGGCACGCGGCAUCGCUUGCUUCACGUCGUCGUCAUCCCCGCACUUGUUAUAUCAGCCCCCUUGCCUGCAUUCGCUCGGUGUGUCCAUUGGUUUGUUUACACAGCGGCGUUGCGGUGGGUCGCUACGUCGGCCAUCUGUGUGACGCUUGUUGGUCUACCAAGCGUCGUUCUGUGUUCGCUUGAAGCGUGUUGUGGAGCUUUGGGUGUAGAAAGAAGUUGUGGGAGGUGGCACAGGUUUGCGAGGAUUUGGGGUGUGAUUGAUUCCAUCGGAGAUGACGACUUCCAAGAGGCUCGCAGAGAAGAAGAGUGCCAAGUUCCAGAAGAACGUGCACAGGAGGGGCAACGUGCCCGAGACGACGUUGAAGAAGAAGAACCAGUACCCCGUCGGACCGAUGGUUCUCGGCUUGUUUGUCUUCGUCGUUGUUGGGUCUUCCAUUAUUCAGAUCUUCAGGACUGCCACUAGCGGCGGCAUGGCUUGAGCGCGCGCGAACGGUUCACUGGGUAGCGUAGAACAUACGGAUGUAUCAGUUCUCUGGACCGUCCUUGAGGGGACCCUCACGGCAUGGCAGUAGAGGGUUCCGUCGGAGUGAUCGAUCGUUUGUAUCACAUUGCUGAGGUGCUGGCGCGAGGCUCUUGUACAUUUCGAUGCUUUCGAUCUAAGGUUGAUACUUCUUUAUGGUAAUUUAUUUGUGACGCUGAACUGGUUUUCUUUAUAAAAGUGGACUGAGUGUGCGUGAUUGGAUGGGUAUCUUUCUCCCACGUCACGUUUCUCAAGUUGUGCCUUGUUCUAUGUGAGUUGUAAUAUGUCGUGGGAGGUGAUGUGUCUGCGAGACUCUGGGGACUCGAGAGGCUCUGUUGAUCAUAAUUUAUGUUUGUCCUAGCGGAUUAUGGAGAAUUGAGUUCAAGGACUGGCGUAAUUUUA
Messenger RNA from Physcomitrium patens, 1234 nucleotides. RefSeq lists its product as uncharacterized. Gene Ontology annotation, biological process: endoplasmic reticulum unfolded protein response. Gene Ontology annotation, cellular component: endoplasmic reticulum. NCBI's taxonomy places the organism in Eukaryota, Viridiplantae, Streptophyta, Bryopsida, Funariales, Funariaceae. The record is from RefSeq and is a predicted model, not a curated record.